Molecule: messenger RNA, 1139 nt
Organism: Rhododendron vialii
Lineage: Eukaryota; Viridiplantae; Streptophyta; Magnoliopsida; Ericales; Ericaceae
Product: protein FAR1-RELATED SEQUENCE 12-like
Exons: 4
Coding region: 242-907 (221 amino acids)
Source: RefSeq, a predicted model, not a curated record
CCUAAAAUACUAAUCGAUCAGAAUACCAAAAUCGAACAAGGCUCAGCUGCUCCGGCGAAGAUCGGCGGGUCCGGCGACGAUGAAAUCAGCAUUUUUUUGGGGGGCCUGCGGAGGUGGCUUUCUUGGAUUCUGCCCAGAGCCGGCCCUGGUUAACAUCAAUUAGCUUACAUUCGAUUGACUGAGAACGGAGUUGGACAAGGGAGAAGGGGCAGUAGAAAACUCUAAUGAAGGAAACGUGGAUAUGUCUGACGGAGGUGGAAACGCGGAUAUCUCUGAAGGAGGUGGAAACGCAGAUAUCUCUGGAGGAGGUGGAAACAUGGAUGUGUCUGAAAGAGGUGAAGUUCACGAGCCUUAUGUGGGUUUGGAAUUCAACUCAGAAGAUGAAGCUCGGAAAUUCUAUUUUGAUUAUGCUAGAAGGAUAGGGUUUGUUGUGCGUAUGAUGCAACGCCGUAUCUCAGAGACUGACAAGAAAGUGAUUGCACGUCGGCUUGGAUGUAAUAAGCAGGGAUUUUCCCCUAAUUAUGGCACUAUUGGACCCGAUAACAAGCCAAGGCCUAGUGCACGAGAGGGUUGCAGGGCAACGAUUCUGGUAAAGCUGGAGAAGUCAGGGAAGUGGGUUGUAUCAAGAUUUGAAAAGGAGCAUAACCAUCCUUUGGUUGUGACGGAGCAAGGACCAAGUACCACACCUCCUCAUAUUAGUGGGGAUAAGGAUAAGAAAAUUGAAUUUCUGAUCCGGGAGUUGCGGCGUCAAGACCAACUAUGUGCAGCGUAUCGGGAAAAACUACUGAAGUUUCUGACAAGCAUUGAGGAGCAAACUGAUCAGUUAUCUUCCAAAAUUCAAGAUGUUGUCGACAACGUGAGGAAAGUCGAAGCUGAAAUGCAACAGCAACUUCCCCAACAUAGAUAGCCUUGGAAUUGCAGUAGUUUUUUUGUUUUGUUUUUUGGUAGUCUUCUGUGGUUUUUUUUUUUUUUUUGUAAAUUGUCACGGCAUGAAUUCUUACUGUUGUGUACAGACUACAUCACAUGCUUAUUUGGAUUGCUUCGCUAUAGGGUUCCCUGGUCCUGCUUCCACUGAUGGAUGAAAUCCAAAAAGCGUACCAUACUGGUAGAAUUGUAUUAUUGAGAUGGCAUUGAAGUCA